AGCGGCCCCUUUGAGACUGGGGCUAGGGUGCCCUGAGGGCUGCACCUGUGCGCGACCCAUCUUGGUCUCAGCCCCCGUUUCCCUUCCGGGGGCGGCGCGGCGGGCGGAGGCCCCCAGCUGGGCUGCAGGGGAAGCGCCCGCCCCUGCCGCCCCCGGCGCGGUAAGAUGGCGGCCGCGGCUCAAGCGUUGAGCGGCUCCGGUCUUCUCCUGGCUGCCGCCGCCCUCGCCCUCCUGGCCGUGGCCAUCGGUACUGACUCCUGGUACGAGACGGACGCGCGGCGCCACCGCGAACGCUGCCGCGGCUUCGGCCACAAACGCAGUGACCCACCCGGCUCUAUGUCGGCGCCUAGUUCGCACCUGCCGCUCCGCGCUCGGCCCCCGCGGGCCCUACUGCCUGGACGGCCCCCAGCGCCCGCCCCGGCCGCCGCCGCCGCCGCUGCUCUGGACUCGCAUUGCGGCCGUCGCUUCAACUCCACCGUUUCGGGGCUUUGGAGGCGCUGCCACCGGGCGGGCUACGAGCCAGACAGCGAGGAGCUCAUCCGGAAAGGAGUUAUUCAGCGCUGCACAGCUGUGAAGUACCACUACACCUCCAGCUCACUGCCUCGCAACUUACCUAUCAACAUCACGAACACCAUCCGUCAGGAUGAGUGGCAUGCACUCCAUCUGCGGAGGAUGACUGCUGGCUUCAUUGGCAUGGCAGUCUCCAUCAUCCUGUUUGGGUGGAUCAUUGGCGUGCUGGGCUGCUGCAAACAGCAGGAGCUCAUGCAGUAUGUGGCUGGGCUGCUCUUUCUAAUGGGAGGUACAUGCUGCAUCAUCUCACUCUGCACAUGUGUAGCUGGGAUCAAUUUUGAGUUGUCUCGCUACCCUCGCUACGUCUAUGGGCUGCCAGAAGACAUCAGUCAUGGCUAUGGCUGGUCCAUGUUCUGUGCCUGGGGAGGCCUAGGCCUCACCCUGCUGGCUGGGUUCCUCUGCACACUGGCCCCAUCUCUCAACACUUCUCGGGCAUCUGUACAAAAACCCAGACAAGAGAACGGGGCCGUGUGACCUCGGCAGGUGCAAGGAGAGACUCUGAAAAGCGCAGCCUGGGCAGAGCGGUGGGUUAACAGCAGGCAGAGGCUGGGUGGCAGCUGGCAAAAAGCAGUGCCACUGCUGUGGAAACACCAGCCCAUGGGAUGCUGCUACAGCCUCCAGGCGUGGACACAGACAUUGCAAGUAACUCCAGGUUUGAAUUAUUGGCAACUUGCUCAUUGGUGGUUUAAGGGGGACAGUUCUUUUGUUUUUCUUCUGUUUACAAGGGAUUAAGUCCAAGGCUGUGUCAUUUUUUGUGCUGUUUUUUGAACUGUACCUCCAUGGUCCUGUUAUUGUCCAGUUGUAAGGGAUGUUUACGCACCAACUCUAUUGCUGCAGGUCUGUGGAAUUCAGACCCAAAUUAGAGCAAGGAGCUAUGUGAGGUUGGCUUGAACACUUUUGCAACAGAUGUGUCUAGUACUGGCUCAGGCCAUCAUUUCCCAAAGGAACCUUGAUCUAAGCUGAGGUUCAGGCCAAAGAAUUAGCCCAUUUCUAGUAUUACUUCCUUUAAAUCAGAAAAUUGUGCUAGUCCAAUGCCAUGGUAUCAGCUAUUUACUCACUACUAAAACUGUUACCAAAAGGAGAUGGCUGUAACUGAGCAGCAAGGCUCUAACAAAACUUAGUGGUGUUAGGAGUGGGACAUUUUCCUCAGCUUCUCACACAGGUAAUAUUAUCCAUCUGGCUACCCAACAUACCCUUAACAGGGAGACGUAUGCCACAUGCAGCUUGUAACUGGUCCACUGGAGGCCAGCGUACAGUUUGAGCUGCCAGGACCAACUCACCUGUGAGCACCACUCUGUUCUGUGAAAGGAGAUGAGCAACCCUCUCCCAACUCAGACAGCUGUACUGCUGAAAAAGCAGAUGUACAGCCCUUUCCAACAUCAACAUCUAAAAAAGCCUGCAGUCUGUUUUCCUCAGGAACAUGUGGCCUCUGCUUGCUUCACCCUUUCUAAUGUCAGAUGCCCCCUGAGCAGAGUGUGCCAAGCACAUGUGCACUCUGACAGAAUAAGCUCCCUCACCAGGAGCAGGAAGGACCUUGGAACAGCGUGAGUACUAGGGGCUUACUCAGGAACAUCAGCCAAAGUACUCUGGCGUGCAUUUUUCUUUCUCUCAUCUAUUUCUUGCCCCACAUCCCUGCUCUGCUCCCGUGUCCAAAAACUGCACAGGUACAGAUGAGAUGGCCAGCAUUUGGAGAUGUUUACAUUGUAUUUAAAAUACAAUACAGUGGCAUGUAAGAUAAUGCUAAAGUCAGUGUAUUUAUGACAAGUGUAAUUUUUAAAUGGAAGCUGUAAUUCUCAACUGGCAUUAAAAGCACUGAAAGACUUGCUCAA
Pogoniulus pusillus (Red-fronted tinkerbird) is the source of this 2399-nucleotide messenger RNA. RefSeq names its product transmembrane protein 178B-like. Gene Ontology annotation, cellular component: membrane. The transcript is spliced from 4 exons. The record is from RefSeq and is a predicted model, not a curated record. Lineage: Eukaryota; Metazoa; Chordata; Aves; Piciformes; Lybiidae. Bases 166 to 1044 code for a protein of 292 amino acids.